AUGAAGGGGAAGUUGAUGGAUCUCGGCCUCAUAAAACGCUGUAACCAAGACGCGGAGUUCGCUCCAUACGCCCGUAUGAUACCUGCCGCAGCAUUCGCUCCCCCGGAGCACGUUGACGUUGCCAUAAGUGAACUGGUGCCGGAGUUACCCGAAGAACUCAUGCCAGUCCCCAAAUACUUCGGAGACAACUAUGUUGGUCGCCUAAGAUUGGCACCCGGUAGAGAAGUAUCCCGCGCCGAUCCGCGUUUUCCGAUCGCUCUGUGGUCCGUAUACCAACGCACCCUGGAUGGGGAUGGCCGAGCGAACAAUUUUGCCGAGGCCGCCCAUCGGCGGCUGCAAGGCGAGUUCGGAGUUGACCACCCGAGCCUAUGGAAAUUCAUCGAUGGUUUGCGAAAAGCCCUGCAGGCUCGGGACGUCGACUACGGAUGUUUCGUGGCUGGUCAUCAACCGGACCCGAAACGCAGAAAGUAUAUCGCAGCUGACGAGCGCAUCCUAAAGGUUGUCAAUGAAUACAACAACCGUAUGACGAUGGACUUCUUGCGGGGGGUAGCGAAUAAUUUCAGGAUGGAGGCGUCCUGCGCGACAGGGGCUGGGGCUUUGAUGCGCUAA
This is a messenger RNA of Galendromus occidentalis (western predatory mite), 609 nucleotides long. RefSeq lists its product as uncharacterized. The record is from RefSeq and is a predicted model, not a curated record. NCBI's taxonomy places the organism in Eukaryota, Metazoa, Arthropoda, Arachnida, Mesostigmata, Phytoseiidae. The transcript has a single exon. The coding region runs from base 1 to 609 and encodes 202 amino acids.